Alligator sinensis (Chinese alligator) is the source of this 1433-nucleotide messenger RNA. It is a transcript of the gene FKBP1B, whose product is annotated as FK506 binding protein 1B. The record is from RefSeq and is a predicted model, not a curated record. Gene Ontology annotation, molecular function: peptidyl-prolyl cis-trans isomerase activity. The coding region runs from base 644 to 883 and encodes 79 amino acids. Lineage: Eukaryota; Metazoa; Chordata; Crocodylia; Alligatoridae. Gene Ontology annotation, biological process: regulation of cardiac muscle contraction by regulation of the release of sequestered calcium ion. The transcript has 4 exons. Gene Ontology annotation, cellular component: sarcoplasmic reticulum membrane.
GUUGUGGGUGGCAGUAGCAUUAGCUAUGGCUAGCUACCAGCCCCAUUGUUCUCGGCGUUAUACAAAUGUAUCAUAAGAAGCAGUCGCUGCCAUUUCCCAGUCUAAACAGAGUAGGCAGUUUGUAAAAGGUUUGGAAACCUCUUCACUACUGAUGGCUAUAUAUUAGGAAUCUGUGCUUGACUUGCGUACCGUUUCUACUGCCCUCCUCCUACUAUUUGUUUCUGGUGUACAACUGUCCAUCUCAGAUCAUACCUGAUAAUAAAGCACGCUGUGGUAGCACACGAAACUCAGACGGAAGAGACAACAGAAGGCCAUCAUGGAGGUUGUCGCAGGAUCCUGCCUUAAUAUCCAACUUCUGAAGCUCCUGCUUGGGUUGUUUCUCCACUAGUACAUCCCAUCCCAUAUACUGCAGAUCAGUUCUGCUGAGCCUGGGUCCUGUGCCUGCCAACUCAGUUCUGCAAAUCAGUGGUAUCUGUUUUAAUCUGCUGCUACUUGGAAGUUUUGGAUGUGUCCUGGAAAAUUUCCCUGCAACUUUGUAUGCCUGUCCAAGCCUGCUGGCAGAACCUAGGGUGGAUGAGUAACUCUCAGCAAUGGGAGGACAUUUCCAAAGAAGGGUCAGACAUGCGUGGUACACUACACAGGGAUGUUACAGAAUGGAAAGAAGUUUGAUUCCUCCAGAGAUCGAAACAAACCUUUCCGGUUCAAGAUUGGCAGACAAGAAGUCAUUAAAGGAUUUGAGGAAGGAGUUGCACAGAUGAGCCUGGGACAAAGAGCAAAGCUAACUUGUACACCUGAGAUGGCCUAUGGAACCACAGGCCAUCCUGGAGUUAUCCCUCCCAAUGCUACCCUCAUCUUCGAUGUGGAGCUGCUCAGGUUAGAGUGACUCCUUGCAGGAGGAGCUGGCUGAAGACAUCUGUUGAUAAUCAUCCAUCCUGUUACUUUUCCCAAUGGUAGGUGGAGUCUUCGCUGGAGUCUCAGCCUUCCCUGCUCAAGCUACCAUGGCAAUAGCUCCUGCCCAUAGUCUCUUUAUCCCUUCAUUUCUUUUUUGGUUUUUUAUCGCUGUUGUGUCGGUAUUUGUCUUUUAUUAGAAGCUUCUUUGCUUUGAGAAAAUCGUCUACGGUUGUAACGUUUUCAGGUUGUACAUUUUAUUUAAUUUGCAUGUGAUUAAAAAUGCAUAGUGACAAUUGGAAAAAAUAUAUAUAUAUAUAUUCCUUAUCAAAAAAACCACUGCCUUACUGUACACUUCAACCAAGAAUACAAAAGGUGCUCAAAAAAACCUAAUGUACAUCUUGUACAUGAAUGGGCAUUAGCCAGACGAGUUACCUGCGCUGCCACUUUUCUCAGCUUGUACGUUCUGCUUGCUGCUGUUUUAAACAAAUGUUUCAUUUGAGAAUAUAAAAAAAAAACUCUAUAAAAAUAAAAUCUUGAUACUU